AUGUUGUAUCAGGAAGUAGGCAGAGGCUUUGCAGGAUUCUUGAACCGAGCUUAACGUUAGCGGCUGUUUCCUCUCAAUCGGCCAGUUCCUAAACAGUUUUCGCCUUUAUUUUUGUGUUACAUGCGGCACGUCUCUCUCUUUGAUCGAAGCAGACGUUUGUCUUUGGUUUUUGUCGAACUACUGCCAUAGCUAUGACUUCUAUCACGCAGAGAACCUCGGGCCUUGUCCAGCGAAGGACCGAGGCCAUUCGCAGCGCCGCCGCCGAGAAGGAGAGGGAUUCCGGCGAAGAGGAGGACGAGGCGCGCCGCGGAGAGGAGGAAGAGGACGACAAAGGCGACUCGAAGGAAACGAGGCUGACACUCAUGGAAGAAGUGUUACUUUUGGGCCUCAAAGAUCGAGAGGGUUACACGUCUUUCUGGAACGACUGUAUUUCUUCUGGUCUUCGCGGGUGUAUGCUGGUGGAGCUGGCCCUGAAAGGGAGGGUGCAUUUGGAGCCCUGUGGUGCCAGGAGGAAAGGUCUGCUAGCGAGGAAGGUUAUCUGCAAGUCUGAUGCCCCGACAGGAGACGUGCUGCUGGAUGAAGCCUUGAAGCAUAUUAAGGAAACCCAACCUCCAGAGUCUGUCCAGAGCUGGAUAGAGCUUCUGAGUGGAGAGACUUGGAAUCCCCUGAAGCUGCAUUACCAGCUGAGAAAUGUCAGGGAGCGUCUGGCUAAAAACCUGGUGGAGAAAGGUGUCCUCACCACAGAGAAGCAGAAUUUCCUACUUUUCGACAUGACCACGCAUCCACUCACAAACGGCACUAUAAAGCAGCGCCUUGUCAAGAAGGUCCAGGACUCCGUUCUGGAGAAGUGGGUCAACGAUCCCCAUCGCAUGGACAAGCGGGUCCUGGCCUUGAUUCUUCUAGCUCACUCGUCAGACGUCCUUGAGAACGCCUUUGCCCCGCUUCAAGAUGAACAGUACGACGUGGCCAUGAAGAGAGUCCACACUCUGUUGGAGCUGGAGCCCGAGAAGGAGAGCACAAAGUCCAACGCCAAUGAACUAAUGUGGGCCGUGGUGGCUGCGUUCACGAAAUGAAAUCGCCCAACUGGUUGGACUGAAAGAUCUGGCUAUGAUCUGUGUAAUUUCAUUGGUUCAAGGACUUAACGAGACAGACUUCCCUCUAAUGAGACAAUCUAUUUUGGUUGAGGAGCCUGUUUAUACAUCUAUUCUGGAUGGCAUUUUGGUGGUAGUCCAUAUUAACACAGUGUAGUCUGAUUAGUGGGGGGAGGGGCUUCACCAAGUAACAGCUGAUUGGAUGGGAUGGUCUCAGAAUGAAAGACAACUGCAGUAGCAUAUGUGAGGUAAGUUAUCUACCAUUGCGAGGUUGGACAUAUUUUAAAACAUCAACACUACAAAACCGAGGAGUUUCUGUAAAUGUAAGUUUGAAUCAGAGCGUAGAGAAGGCGGUAAUGGUUGCCAUGGUGAAAGGGGAGAUUUGGAAUGGAGCCACAUUUCAGUUCUACUCAAAUGUCCUUGAAUCUGGCCAGUCUGGAGUCUGAUUUCCAUUGUUCUCCAACUUCCUAAUCCAAGGAUUAAAGAUGAGAAACUGCAACAUCGCUGUUUGAUGGUCUUUGCACUCACGGAUAGCUCCUGCCUCCACCGGCGUGUUCCCACUGUGUUGGGACUACAUGCUUACGGUUACUGUUAGAUCAGACUACCUGAAUGUUUACGGAUUCUGUUUUCUCUUUCAAUGGUCCCCCCCCCCCCCCUUCCUCAUUUGCAUUUUGAGGAGGAAAGUAAAGAUGAAGCCUAGUUUCAGUUCCUGCACCAGUAAAAGUAAAGUGGAUCGUUCGGCCCUAAGAAACUUUGAUUUAAAUGAAGAAUAAAAUUCUGAGUAUAAAGAAACGUUUUAGUUUGCUGUUGAUGCGAGGGUCUAUUCUGUGUUUAUAGAGCUAGUCUUCCAUUGCUAUUUAUGUUGCUAGAGUAACGUUCCAUUUCUUGCGUGUUCUGCAUGGUCAUCUCACUUUUUUUAUUUUAGAUUGGUUAAUGUUAAAAAUAGUUUAAUUGGGCAAUUUUUGAAAACUAUGAACCUUGUAGCAACCAUGAUAAAAGAUGAAAAUCUCUCUCCUUUCGUUUGUAGCCACUGAGCUCUUUCAUUACUUCAAAUCAUUCCUUUGGGCAAAUUUCAAAAGUUUUUGCUUACUUUUUACAUGCAAAUUAUUCUGGAAAGGUGUGGUCGGAGCUAAUCCCAGAUUGAAAUCUGAACAUUCGUCGCCAGAUUUAUCAGUGAUGCAAAUAAGGUGGGAAACGUUGCGUCUGACAGAUUUGUUUGUUUAUUAAAUGUUGCCAGAUCAUCCUUCUGUUAAUUUAUUAAUAAAAAUAAAUAAAACUCUUGAUACUAGGGGUUUCUAGCCAAGCAGAUGAGCUUUUUAAGCAUGGAGUUUUUGUUUAAGACCGUUAUCAGCCUUGGGAAGUUCUGAGACCUGCUUUAAUGCAGGACUCGUCCAGAAGGCGUAACUGUGUAAUUGUUCUCCAUUUACGAACAAAACCUUCACAUCAGUGGCAUUUACCCGCAGUGAACACCUGAGUGGAAAAAAUGUUGCAUGAACCGGCCUUUCUAUUUUUCAAUGAACUGUUAUUGGUUUAUCUCGUCACAUGGUCAUUUUUGUCUUAAGAAACAAACUGUUGUGGUCUUGUUGGUUUGUUAUGUGGGUGAUAAAGGAGCAUUUCUUGGGGCCCAAAUGAACCCAGAUGCAGAACUUCAGUCAACCAGAAGGAAAACUAACUCUAAAUAAAAUGUAUUCCUGGUCAAGCUAACUUUAUUUCACUCUAAAAUUAUGAUUACAAGUAUACAGUAAUUCUGUUAUAGGUGGUCUACUCUUAGGCUGAUGACGUCAUCUUGUUUGUUUGAUCAUUACAUACUUGUUUUUCUUUAUUUUAUUUACUUUGACGAACAACGUACCGAAGGGUAUGGAGCACUGUUCUGAUAUGCUCACAGCAAAGAGACCAUGCAUGCUAUUGGUGGAGGGCUGGGUACGUACGGAUGUAGCGACAGAGAGCAGACGUGUAUGUAAUUAUUAGUCAUUUUACGUGUACGAUCUAAUGGAAUUCAAUGAAAGGGAUCUACUCUCCUCUAUAAUUCUGUAUGCUUUUUGUAUUACCACACAAAAUAAAGUAAGGAUCCUUUAAGUGCCUGAAUUUA
Messenger RNA from Nothobranchius furzeri (turquoise killifish), 3180 nucleotides. RefSeq names its product Golgi phosphoprotein 3. The record is from RefSeq and is a predicted model, not a curated record. Gene Ontology annotation, cellular component: cytosol; Golgi cisterna; trans-Golgi network. Gene Ontology annotation, molecular function: phosphatidylinositol-4-phosphate binding. NCBI's taxonomy places the organism in Eukaryota, Metazoa, Chordata, Actinopteri, Cyprinodontiformes, Nothobranchiidae. Gene Ontology annotation, biological process: Golgi organization; Golgi to plasma membrane protein transport; retrograde vesicle-mediated transport, Golgi to endoplasmic reticulum.